Messenger RNA from Rotaria sp. Silwood1, 6885 nucleotides. NCBI's taxonomy places the organism in Eukaryota, Metazoa, Rotifera, Eurotatoria, Philodinida, Philodinidae. The record is from the annotation of a GenBank genome assembly.
AUGUCUGGUCUCACCGUGGGAACAAAUGGUUUACGAUCACUGAAUGUGACAACACCUAAAGAACUCUGUGAUCUCUUAGGUGGAUCACGUGUCAUUAGUAAAAUUCUUAUUGCAAAUAAUGGAAUUGCAGCUGUUAAAUGUAUGCGUUCAAUUCGACGUUGGUCUUAUGAAAUGUAUCGGCAUGAACAUACAAUAAAAUUUGUUGCCAUGGUAACACCAGAAGAUAUGAAAGCAAAUGCUGAAUAUAUUCGAUAUGCUGAUCAUUACGUGAAUGUGCAAGGUGGUCCAUCACAUAUGAAUUAUUCAAAUUGUGAACUUAUUCUUGAUAUUGCUAAACGAUUUCUUGUUGAAGCUGUUUGGGCUGGAUGGGGUCAUGCAUCAGAGAAUCCAAGAUUACCUGAAUUACUUCAUCGUCAUGGAAUAAUAUUUAUAGGUCCAUCAGAACAAGCUAUGUGGGCAUUAGGAGAUAAAAUAGCUUCAACAAUUAUUGCACAAAGUGCUAAUGUACGAACAUUACCAUGGAGUGGUUCUCAUCUUAAACUUGAUUGGAAUGAAAAAGAUCAUGAACAUAUUCAUGUCCCAAUGGAUAUAUAUGAAAAAGCUUGUGUUACAGAUGCAAAAGAAGGUGUAGAAAUUGCAAGUCGCAUUGGUUUUCCAGUUAUGAUUAAAGCAUCUGAAGGUGGCGGAGGAAAAGGAAUACGAAAAGCAACAAAUCGUGAUGAAUUUGAGACUUUUUUUCGACAAGUUCAAACGGAAGUUCCAGGUUCACCAAUAUUUUUAAUGAAAUAUGCACAUAGUUGCAGGCAUUUGGAAGUACAAAUUCUUGCUGAUCAAAGUGGACAAGCUAUAUCAUUAUUUGGUCGAGAUUGUUCAAUUCAACGACGACAUCAAAAAAUCAUUGAAGAAGCGCCAGCUAUAAUAGCACCACCAGAAAUUCUCGAACAAAUGGAAAAAGCAGCAGUACGUUUAGCAAAAAUGGUUGGUUAUGUUAGUGCUGGUACAAUUGAAUAUCUAUAUAAUCCAAGUGAUCAAACAUUUUUCUUUCUUGAACUUAAUCCACGAUUACAAGUUGAACAUCCUUGUACUGAAAUGAUUACAGAUGUUAAUUUACCUGCAUGUCAAUUACAGAUUGCUAUGGGUAUAAGUUUACAUCGAAUAAAAGAUAUUCGUUUAUUGUAUGAUGAAGAUCCAUUUGAUACAACACCAAUAGAUUUUGAUAAUCCACGUAAUAAACCUCAACCACGUGGUCAUGCAAUUGCAGCGCGUAUAACAAGUGAAAAUCCUAAUGAAGGUUUUAAACCAAGUUCAGGAACUGUUGAAGAAUUAACAUUUCGUAGUCGACAAAAUGUUUGGGGUUAUUUUAGUAUAUCAUCAUCUGGUGGUUUACAUGAAUUUGCUGAUUCACAAUUUGGACAUGUUUUUUCACAUGGUGAAACUCGAGAAGAUGCUCGAGAAAAUCUUGCUGUUGCAUUAAAAGAAUUAUCAAUUCGUGGAGAUUUUCAUUCGACUGUGGAAAUCUUAAUAUGUUUACUUGAAACUGAUGAUUACGUAAAUAAUACAGUACAAACAAGUUGGCUUGAUGGUUUAAUUGCUCAACAUUUUCAAACAGAAAAACCCAAUAUUAUGUUAUCAAUUGUUUGUGGUGCUAUACAUGUAGCAGAUGAAAUAUUUCGAAAUAAUUUUCAAAAUUUUCGAUCUUCACUAGAACGUGGUCAGAUAUUACCAAUGAAUACUCUAUCGAUCUCACACCAAGUUGAACUUAUUUACGAACAUAUUAAAUAUAAAUUACAAGUCACACAAUGUGGUCCAAGUUGUUUUUUUGUUCUUAUGAAUGAUUCAUAUGUAGAAUUAGAAGCUAAUCGAAUGAAGGAUGGUGGAAUAUUGCUUAACUUAGAUGGUGCAAGUUAUUUAACUUUUAUGAAAGAAGAAGUUGAUAGUUAUAGAAUUAUUGUUAAUAAUAAAACUUGUGUAUUUCAAAAAGAGAAUGAUCCAUCAAUCUUGAGAUCACCUUCAGCGGGAAAACUUCUUCAUUUUACUAUAGAAGAUGGUGGUGCAAUAGAAGCAGGUCAAGUUUACGCAGAACUUGAAGUGAUGAAAAUGGUUACUGAACUUCGAUGUCCAUUAAAAGGACAUCUUCAAUGGAAUAAACGUCCUGGUGCUAUACUUAAUGCAUCAUGUAUUCUUGCUCGUAUUAUUCUUGAUGAUUCUCAACAAGUUCAACAACCAGAAUUAUAUAAUGGUAAAUUUAAUUUUGAAAUUUCAAAUCAUUUAACAAGUACAAAAUUAAAUCAAAUAUUUCAAACAAUCAAAGGUUCAUUAGAAAAUAUUCUUGCUGGUUAUUCAUAUCCUGAACUAUAUUUGCGUGAAAGACUUAAAUCAAAUGUUGAAACAUUAUUUUCUAUUUUACGUGAUCCAUCAUUACCAUUACUUGAAGUUGAAGAUAUUUUAUCAAAUAUAUCUGAACGUAUACCAAAAGAGGUUGAAAAAGAAAUUAAAAAAAUAAUGAAAAAUUAUCAUAGUAAUUUAACAUCGGUGUUAGUACAAUUUCCAUCACAAUCUAUUGCAUCAGUUAUUGAUAAUUAUGCAACAAAAUUAGAACAACGAAAUGAUCGAGAUUCAUUUUUUACAACAAUACAAAGUCUUUUACAAUUAGUACAAUGUUAUCGUAAUGGUAUAAAAGGACAUAUGAAAGCAGUUAUAACAGAUUUAAUAAGAAAUUAUUUAAAUAUUGAAACAUUAUUUCAAUAUGGACAAUAUGAUAAAUGUUUAACAUUAUUACGUGAUAAACAUAAAAUUGACAUGUCUAAAGUUGUUGAAAUUAUUUUUUCACAUGCAAAUUAUAAUUCAAAAAAUACACUCGUUAUCAUGUUAAUUGACUUAUUAUUUGAACGUGAUCCAACAUUAACAGAUGAAUUAACAGCAUUAUUAAGUGAAUUAACAUUAUUAACACAUACAAAUAAUGCAAAAGUUGCAUUAAAAGCAAGACAAGUAUUAAUUGAAUUUCAACAACCACCAUAUGAAUUAAGACAUAAUCAAAUGGAAUCAAUUUUUUUAAGUGCUAUCGAUAUGUAUGGACAUAAAUUAUGUCAAGAGAAUAUUCAAAAAUUAAUUUCAUCGGAAACAAGUAUACUUGAUGUUUUACAUAGUUUCUAUUUUCAUUCCAAUGUUCAAGUACGUCAAGCAGCACUUGAAGUUUAUGUUCGUCGUUCUUAUAUAUCAUAUGAUUUAAAUAGUAUUCAACAUCGAUUUUUGUCGGAUGGUACUUGUGCUGUUCAAUUUGCAUUACAUCUUCCACUUAAUCAUCCUAACCGAUUAUUUGAACAUGGAAAUAUGGGACGAGUUGCUAGUUUUAGUGAUGAUUUAACACAUUUGAAUAAUACUGAUUCAGAUUUAUUCCAACGUAUGGGUAUAUUAGCUGCUUUUGAUAGUUGGGAGCGUGCAAAAAGUUCAUUUGACGAAUUAUUAUCACCAUUUUCUCCAACAGAUUCUGAUGAUUUAUCAUCCAUUACUGAAAGUAGACCUAUACGUGCAUAUGGUCGACAAUAUUCAUGUGAUAGUCCUUCAAUACGAAUACAUAAUAAUAGAAUUGAUGAAGCAGUUAAUUUAAUAUAUGUAUUUAUUAAAGAUGAUGGUAAUGUUCAACAAAAUUUAAAAUUUGAAGAUGUUUUUCUUGAUUUUAUACAAUCUAAACGUGAAGUUUGUAAAGCAAAAAAUAUUCGUCGAAUAACAUUUUCUCUUGGAGCUAAACGUCAAUUUCCUGUGUAUUAUACAUAUCGAAAACGAAUAAAUUUUCAAGAAGACAAAAUUUAUCGAAAUUUAGAACCGGCACUUGCUUAUCAACUUGAAGUUUAUCGUUUACGUUCAUUUGAUUUAGAAUUUGUACCGACAUCAAAUCAUAAAACACAUAUUUAUCUAGGCAAAGCAAAAGUUCAUAAUAAACAACAUGAUGCUGUUGAUCAUAGAUUUUUUGCACGUUCAAUUAUUCGUCAUUCUGAUUUUAUAACUAAAGAAGCAAGUUAUGAAUAUUUAAAAAAUGAAGCUGAAAGAACAUUACUUGAAGCAAUGGAUGAAUUAGAAAUAGCAUUUUCACAUCCAUUAGCAAAUAAAACUGAUUGUAAUCAUGUUUUUAUGUGUUUUGUACCAACUGUUUGUAUUGAACCAGCUAAACUUGAAGAAAGUGUUCGUACUAUGGUACUUCGUUAUGGCAUUCGUCUAUGGAAACUUCGAAUUCUUCAAGCUGAAUUAAAAAUGACAAUACGUAUAACACCUGAUUCUGAACGAAUACCAUUUCGAGUAUUUUUAACAUAUGAAAGUGGUUAUUAUCUUGAUAUAUCUCUUUAUCGUGAGGUAACCAAUCAAGCAACAGGCCAAACAAUAUUUCAAUCAUACACUCUUGGUAAAACAGGUCCAUUAGAUGGUCGUGCAUUACAUGAUCCAUAUGUAACUAAAGAUCAUUUACAAUAUAAACGUUUUACUGCUCAAUCAAAUAAUACAACAUAUGUUUAUGAUUUUCCUGAAAUGUUUCGACAAGCAUUACUAUUAAUAUGGAGACAAUAUUUAGAUAGAAAUAAACUUAAAGAAAAUGCAAUACCAAAAGAAGUUUUUAUUUAUCAAGAACUUAUACUUGAUACAUCAAAUCAAGUAAAUCUUAAUGAUUCAACAUCUUUAUUAUCACCAAUUAAGAUUUCAUCAUCGCCAACAUCUAGUUCAUUAAAAACAUCUCCAAAUAAUAUUAAUAAAUCAAAUGAAUAUCUUAAACAAUGUGGUCUAGUAACACGUACACGUUCACCAGCAGAAAAUGAUUGUGGUAUUGUUGCAUGGCAUAUUCACAUGAAAACACCUGAAUGUCCAUCUGGUCGUACAAUAAUUGUUAUUGCUAAUGAUAUAACACAUAAAAUUGGUUCAUUUGGUAUUGAAGAAGAUUUAUUAUUUCAACGUGCAUCAGAAUUAUCCCGUUUAGAACGUGUACCACGUAUUUAUAUAGCAGCAAAUAGUGGUGCACGUAUUGGUCUUGCUGAAGAACUUAAAUUUCUUUAUCGUAUUGCAUGGAAUGAUCCAAAAGAUAUUGAUAAAGGUAUACAAUAUUUAUAUUUAACAUCAGAUGAUUAUUCACGUGUAUCACAUCUGAAUUGUGUACGAACAGAAAGUAUUCAUCAUGAUGAUGGUGAAAUAAGAUAUAAAAUAACUGAUAUUAUUGGAAAAGAAAAUAGUAUAGGUGUAGAAAAUUUACGUGGUUCAGGUAUGAUUGCUGGUGAAACUUCAUUUGCAUAUAAUCUCGUUCCAACAAUUAGUCUAGUUACAUGUCGAGCAGUUGGUAUUGGUGCUUAUCUUGUUCGAUUAGGUUCUCGUGUAAUACAAGUUGAAAAUUCUCAUAUAAUAUUAACCGGUGCUGCUGCACUUAAUAAAGUUCUUGGUAGAGAAGUUUAUAAUAGUAAUAAUCAAUUAGGUGGUAUACAAAUUAUGUAUAAUAAUGGUGUUACACAUGAUGUUGUUAAAGAUGAUUUUGAUGGAUGUUUACUUAUACUUCGAUGGCUUUCUUAUAUGCCUGAAACAAUGCUUCAUUCACCACCGAUCUUAUCAGAAUUGCAUGAUCCAAUUGAUCGUCUAAUUGAUUUUAUACCUUCAUCAACACCAUAUGAUCCAAGACAUAUGAUUCAAGGAGGAUUAUUUACUUCUGCACAUCAAAUAAAUCAUAACAAUGAUAUAGAUGUAUCGCAUACAACAACAUUUCUAUCGGGUUUUUUUGAUCGAGAUUCAUUUAUAGAAAUAAUGAAAGGUUGGGCAAAGACUGUUGUUUGUGGUCGAGCUCGUCUUGGUGGAAUUCCCAUGGGUGUUAUUGCUGUUGAAACUCGUACAGUUGAAUUAGAACAACCAGCUGAUCCAGCUAAUUUUGAUUCCGAUGCACGUACUAUUCAACAAGCUGGUCAAGUGUGGUUUCCUGAUUCAGCAUUUAAAACAGCACAAGCAAUUAAUGAUUUUAAACGUGAAAAUUUACCAUUAAUGAUAUUUGCUAAUUGGCGUGGUUUUAGUGGUGGAAUGAAAGAUAUGUAUGAUCAAAUAAUUAAAUUUGGCGCUUAUAUUGUUGAUGCUUUACGUACAUAUGAUCAACCUGUAUUUAUUUAUAUUCCACCACAUGGUGAAUUGCGUGGUGGAGCUUGGGUUGUUGUUGAUCCAACAAUUAAUUUACGUUAUAUGGAAAUGUAUGCUGAUCGUAUGAGUCGUGGUGGUGUACUUGAACCUGAAGGUACUGUUGAAAUAAAAUAUCGUACUAAAGAUCUUUUACGUACAAUACAUCGACUUGAUAAUAUUUGUCGAGAAUUAAAAACAAAUAUAAGUUUAUGUACAACAACAACAAAUGCAAUGAAAGAAGAUUUAGAGAGACAAUUAGCUGAAAAAGAAAAAUAUUUAUUACCUAUGUAUCAACAAGCUGCUGUUAUGUUUUGUGAUUUACAUGAUACACCAGGUCGAAUGUUAGAAAAGGGUGUUAUUCGAGAAAUACUUGAUUGGCAAACAAGUCGAGAAUUUUUUUAUUGGCGUUUAAAACGUCGUUUAGAAGAAGAUAAUGCAAUUAAAACAAUUCUAACGGCUAAUCCUUCAUUAGAUUAUCAUGAUGCAUUAAAGUAUCUUCAACAAUGGUUUAGUGAAGAUAAACAAGAUAAUACUCUUCAAUGGACAAAAGAUAGAGUGGUCGUUCAAUGGUUUAACGAAUUUAAUAGUUCUUCAUUAAUUCAUGAUCGCAUAAAAAAACUACAAAAACAAUAUGCCCUUGAAGAUAUUUGUCGAAUAUUCGACAUGCAUCCUGAUCUUUUAUCAGAUAUAGUCGAACAAUCGAAAGAUGAGCAAUGUCUCAAAUUAAUUAAAAUAUUGAAUAGUAAAAAUAAUUAG